AUGCCCAGGUACGGCCGCUCCGCUUUUGGGGGGCGGGGGCUGGCAGCUGACGAGCAUCUCCCGGUACACAUGCGGAGGGAAACGCGCGGCGGAGGAGGCAACGACGGCGGGGUCCCCGGCGGCCGCUCCGCGCGGAGCCGCGCAACCUGCGCCCGGCGCCUGGGGCCGCGCAGGGGGCGCGCAGGGCUGGGAUCGAGCCGCCGCUCGGCCUCCCCUCCGCCCGCUUCUACGCCUCUGUCUCCCGGCUCGGGCCGACUUCAGAACUUGGCUGAAAUUCCAAUUCCCGAGCACCCCGCGCCCGCAGAAGGGCCGAGGGGGAGUCGAGCUCCCGGCGUGGGCGCGCACAUCCGCGCCCCGAGCGGGGCCAUCCGACGGGCGCAGGCAGCCCGCUGUCCCGCUGCGCGCCCCGCGGGGCAGAAGCCGGGCAUUUCGGAAUCCCUGGGCUCGGCGCAGGCCUCGGGCUGCGCGGCCGCGGCGCAGGGAGCGCGGGGGACAUUGCCUCUGCUCCUCCCGGUCCCUUUCGGGCAGCGCUGCCCGAGCCGUUCUGCGCCUAUCCCACGCCCUUCCCGCGGCCCUGCGCUCUCUUUCCGCGCCCCUUGGCCGGGCUGCGAGGCGGGGGGAGCGGGACGGAGCCCUCUCGGCGGCUCGCUCUCCCCGACGCUCUGCCCUGAAGGGAUUCGGAGCGGCAGAUGCCAACGCGCAGCGGGACCGGAGCUCUGCGGGCCGCGUCCCCUCGGGCUGUGCCCGCUGCUGAGCGGAGCGCUGGGCUGCAGCGCGGCCCCGGCGGGGCGAGGCGGGCACCGCGCUCCGGGCACCGGCUACCCUCGGGGGGGCAGAGGGGGAGAUGCCCCCGAGCCCACCGCUGCCCCGCACGUCCCUCGCGAGCCUCCGUGGCCCUCCUCAACCCUGAAGGGCUGCGGGGCCUCCGCGCUCCGGGAGCUCGGGCAGCGCUGCGCGGAUCUUUCAGCCGAGCCCCGGCUCGGGCGGAGCGCUGCGCGCCCGGGCACCUCGGCCGGCAGCUCCGGCAGCGCCCGGCUCUGCUUUUGUGCUCGGGAGGGGAAAAAAACCCCGGAGACGCGGCCGAGACCCCGCGCAGCGCCGCGCAACCUGCGCACAGGACGGGAGCGAGGCGCGGCGAGGCGGGACACGUGCGGGCGCGCACCCCCCGCGGUCUCCGCGCGUAGCCCGUCCCAGGUAAGCGGGGCCCCGCCGCUGCCCCCCGCCCGCCGCGCUCCGUCCCCUCGCAGCGCGCAAAAGGUGCGCACCCCGGCGCGCCUCGGGAGAGAGCCCCGCGCUUACCUUUGGCGGCCAGUGGGGCCGGGGCGAGCUUUUCCCAGGGAAAGCCCCGACCCGCGCGGAGGGCACUGUUUAUUGAGGAGGGGAACGGCGGAGGAGUGCGUGCGCUCUGCGCGCUUUACCACCACACUUACGGCCGAGCCUCGCUGGGGCACGGCGCUGCGCGGAGCGCAGCAGUGCGCAAGCGCCCCCCCCGCGCUGCGCGGGCGGGAGGCGGGCGGGGGGCGCGGGGGACCCGCGGGGACGGAAACGGCGGCCUCGCCCCGGCCCCUCCCGGCCCCGCCCGGCCCCGCCCGGCCGCUGGGAGCUGCGCCUUCGCGCAGCGGAGCCCGGCGCUACCCGGAGGUGCGCGGUUCUCACGGCGCAGCGCUUUGGGAACGCAACAGUUUUCUCCGCCGGUGCGCACCGCGGGAACGCGCCGCUCUCCGCGACGAGGGGGAGGAAGCGCCGGAGCCGCGGGCCCCACCGUCACCGCGGGUUUAG
Molecule: messenger RNA, 1779 nt
Organism: Numida meleagris (helmeted guineafowl)
Lineage: Eukaryota; Metazoa; Chordata; Aves; Galliformes; Numididae
Product: collagen alpha-1(I) chain-like
Exons: 3
Coding region: 1-1779 (592 amino acids)
Source: RefSeq, a predicted model, not a curated record